This is a messenger RNA of Oryzias melastigma (Indian medaka), 2802 nucleotides long. Its product is annotated as protocadherin gamma-A12-like. Gene Ontology annotation, biological process: homophilic cell-cell adhesion. The transcript has 2 exons. Gene Ontology annotation, molecular function: calcium ion binding. Gene Ontology annotation, cellular component: plasma membrane. The coding region runs from base 101 to 2536 and encodes 811 amino acids. The record is from RefSeq and is a predicted model, not a curated record. Lineage: Eukaryota; Metazoa; Chordata; Actinopteri; Beloniformes; Adrianichthyidae.
UUAGCCUACAACAAAAACGACGUUUACGAUCGCUAUCGUGUUCUGUCGUUUAGCUACUUCAUUUUUUCAACAUCAGAUUGUGUUUUGUUGUGGACCAGCGAUGAAGUGGAUCUUCCCUUUUGUUCUUGUUCGUCGGGUUUUCCUGCUUCUUCUUUUGUUCCGGACCGCUUAUGGAGACGUGAGCUUUUCUUUCCCAGAGGAGAUGAAACGAGGAUCGGUUAUUGGAAAUGUCGCCAAAGAUCUCGGGCUGCAGGCGGCUGCACUGUCCGCCAGAAGAGCGCGCAUCGACACCGACGGGACAGACAAACGUUACUGUGACAUAAACCUGAAGAACGGAGAGCUGAUUGUGGCCGACAGGAUUGACCGCGAGGGGCUUUGCGGAGAAAAGGUUUCCUGCGUUUUAAAACACGAGCUCGUGCUGGAAAAUCCUCUCGAGCUUCAUCGCGUAAACCUCCAUGUGCAAGAUAUUAAUGAUAACCCUCCAAAAUUCAAUGACGAAUCGAUCAGUUUAGAAAUUCAGGAGUCUGCAGUCAGGGGAGCGCGCAUUGUGAUCGAGGAGGCGCACGAUGCGGAUGUAGGGCAGAAUUCAGUGCAGCAAUACAACCUACAGAAGAACGAUCAUUUUAUUCUGGCUGUCAAUGGAAACAACAUUGAGCUUGUUCUAGAUAAAGAACUUGAUCGUGAAAAGCAGAAGGAAAUGGAUCUGCUCCUCACAGCUGUAGAUGGUGGAUCUCCUCAGAAAUCAGGAACAGUCGUCAUCCACAUCACCGUGCUGGAUGCUAAUGAUAACGCCCCAGUGUUCAGCCAGGCCGUGUAUGAAGCCAGUCUGCCCGAAAACUCCCCUUUAGAUACUGUAGUGGUUACAGUGAGCGCAACAGACGCAGAUGAAGGAGUCAAUGGAGAUGUAUUUUAUGAAUUCGGACAUGUCACAAAAGAAGUGAUGAAAAUGUUCAGUAUUGAUGUGAAAGUGGGAGAAAUUCUGGUGAAAGGUGAAAUUGAUUAUGAAAGUACAACAUCAUUUGAAAUACGCGUUAAAGCCAAGGAUGGUUUGGGACUUUCAUCUUAUGCUAAAGUAAUUAUUUCCAUCACUGAUGUGAAUGACAACGCCCCUGUAAUCAGUCUGAAGUCUGUGUCCAGCUCCAUCCCAGAGAACGCCCCUCCUGGUACAGAGGUGGGCAUCAUUAACGUGCAGGACAGAGACUCUGACAAGAACGGACAGGUCCGCUGCUCCAUUCAAGGCAACGCUCCUUUUAAGUUGGUUCCUUCCAUCAAAAACUAUUAUUCUGUGGUGAGCACAGGACAGCUGGACCGUGAACUAGUGUCUGAUUACAACAUUAGCAUCUUUGCCACUGACGAGGGCUCUCCACCUCUGUCCUCGUCUAAAAGUGUUCACUUAUCUGUAGCUGACAUCAACGACAACCCACCUGUGUUUGAGGAACAGUCGUACAGCGCAUAUGUGAGCGAAAACAACCAAGCUGGCUCCACUUUAUGUCGGGUGAGCGCUCGAGACCCCGACUGGAGACAAAACGGUACAGUGAUUUAUUCUCUGUUAGCUGCUGAGGUGAACGGAGCCCCGGUGUCCUCCUAUGUGUCUGUGAACGGAGACACGGGGCUGAUCCACGCUGUCAGGUCGUUUGAUUAUGAACAGUUGAGGAGUUUUCAAGUGCAGGUGAUGGCCAGAGACAACGGUUCUCCUCCGCUCAGCAGCAACGUGAGCGUGAGUGUGUUGAUCUGGGAUGUGAACGACAACUCUCCUCAGAUUCUGUACCCCGCCCCGGAGGGCAGCUCCUUCAUGACCGAGCUGGUCCCCAAAGCUGCACACGGAGGCUCUCUGGUGUCCAAAGUGAUCGCGGUGGACGCCGACUCUGGACAGAACGCCUGGCUGUCCUAUCAUAUAGUCAAAUCCACUGAUCCGGGACUUUUCACCAUCGGUCUGCACAGUGGAGAGAUCAGGACGCAGCGGGACAUUUCCCAAUCUGACAGCAUGAAACAGAACCUGAUUGUGGCAGUCAAAGAUAACGGACAGCCCUCUCUGUCUGCCACCUGUGCCAUGUAUUUACUCAUCUCCGAUAACUUGGCUGAGGUGCCAGAACUCAAGGAGAUUUCUUACGAGGAGAAGAACUCCAAACUGACUUCCUAUCUGAUCAUCGCUCUGGUUUGUGUGUCCACCUUCUUCCUGACCUUCAUCAUCAUCAUCUUGGGUGUGAGGUUUUGUCGCAGGAGAAAGCCCCGACUCUUGUUUGAUGGAGCAGUUGCCAUCCCCAGCGGUUAUCUGCCUCCUAAUUACGCAGAUGUUGACGGCACAGGAACUUUACGCAGCGCUUACAAUUAUGACGCCUACCUGACAACAGGAUCUCGAACCAGUGACUUUAAGUUUGUGUCUUCUUACAAUGACAACACGCUGCCUGCUGACCAGACUCUCAGGAAGAGUCCUACUGACUUUCUGGAGGCUUUUGGAGAUAAUGAUGCUUCCCCUGAGGUAGGCCUUAUUUCAAUAAUUGAGAUACAGAGGUGUAUUUCUCGGAGACAUGAAUAAUGAGAAUGCCUUUUUCAUAACAUGAUUUUUUCUUUUUUUCAGUUUUGCUUCAGUUAAUAGUUUUGUUAAAACAUAAUAAUAGUUGUCAAGUGUUCUUUGAUGAUAAAUUACUUUUAAGUUUUAUCUCACAAUUUAUAUCAUCAUUUUGUCACUGGGUUGUUUAGUAUCUCUGCUGCUGGAUUUCCUAUACAUUUUUAUAGUAGAUUUUCCCUUUUGAAGGAUGUUCUUUAUGUAUUUAAAGUAUGUCAUUUAAUUAUCCUGAAACA